Molecule: messenger RNA, 483 nt
Organism: Ceutorhynchus assimilis (cabbage seed weevil)
Lineage: Eukaryota; Metazoa; Arthropoda; Insecta; Coleoptera; Curculionidae
Source: the annotation of a GenBank genome assembly
CGAUCUGGUUGGAAACGAUAUUUGCGUUACAACUAAAAAAUCAAAGGAACCGCACAAACAGCCCAAAGAAUCGGACCUGCAAAUAUUACAAAAUUUAAUCUGGAACUUUUCAUUCUCUUACUAGAAAAAAAUCCUUCAGAACAAAAAAAAAUGGUUAAUAAAAGGAUGAAUGUUCUAAUUUAUUAUUUGGCCGGAGAUUUGUCAAACGAAAGUUAUAUGAGAUUCCUUGGUCAUAUCAAAGUACAAAAAGAAGAUUUUUCAAUUACUAUGUCAACGUUGAAAUUCGGAAACGUCUUGAAAAUGCUACAUCCAAAAAAACACACUGUUCAAGCCGGAAUUAAUGAGGAAUUCAAGUUGACCUGGCUACAAAACAAAUUAGAGUCUAUUAAAAAUGGGGAACACCUUGAUUCGGCCCUUCUUGCUCAAGCUUGGGAGAAAAGAAUAGGCCCCGAAAAGAAAACAUCAUUUAUAUCGUAUAGUUGA